Molecule: messenger RNA, 5382 nt
Organism: Hyalella azteca
Lineage: Eukaryota; Metazoa; Arthropoda; Malacostraca; Amphipoda; Hyalellidae
Gene: f
Exons: 12
Coding region: 113-3781 (1222 amino acids)
Biological process (GO): actin filament bundle assembly
Cellular component (GO): cytoplasm
Molecular function (GO): actin filament binding
Source: RefSeq, a predicted model, not a curated record
GUGAAAAUUAUUUGAUGAUUAUAAAUUAUUCUCCGUUAUUUGAAAUGAACAAUUGUACGUGAAAGUGAAAAUCUAUUCUCCGUGACUUGAAAUGAACAACUGCACGUGAACCAUGGGAGCUAACACCAGCUCCCCCUGUGAGUACUCCUCCCACUGCGCAGAUGAUGGCAAAGCGAGUACGAACUUUGAAUCAAAUGUCUCAAAUUCAGUGAAGCGGAGACGGAUUCACGAUAACAAACAUCACCAAAAACGACAUAGGAGAGAAACCCGACAUGGUGUCGACAAUAAAGGUUAUGAUCAGCGGAAGCAGUUUAACAGAGGCUCGCUUCAAAGUUCUGGAAAGAAAUCCGAUAAAGCUCGGCAGUCAUUAGCCCUUGAAAUGAAAAAUACAGGGAAGAGAAACAUGAAAAAUUUGCGAUGCAUGGACAGUUUUGAAGCAGGAGUUUUUGAAGCAAUACAUCUUAGCAAAAAUAUGCUGUUUGAAGAGAAAGCUAGUGGGAAGCACUCGAAUGGAAAUAGCAUUGAUGAUAGCAAAGUUGAUCAAGAAAUCAAGAUCCCUACUUUGUUUGAUGUCACCAAUCACGACGCCACAAAAAUUUAUGACCUAAGAGGUUUCUAUUCUCAAGGUGGAAGUAAAAUCGGACAAUCUUGUGAUUCGAUGGUGUUAACGAAUGAGAUAAGGUUAUCGAACACAAGGCCUGUUGACUCCAAACCUUUUGAGACUAAAAAUCCCUCCUUAACAAUAAGUAAAGAAAAUAUUGUCUGUGAUGUUCCUUAUUUCUGUACAAAAACGAACCAGUCAGAAGCAAGGAGCGGGUGUCACCGGAAAACUACAGAUGAGCACUUUGACCGAAGGUUGACUAAAGAAUUUGUGUCAGUAAAUAGCAAAGUCAGUAAACGGUCUCCAUUGCUACGCAUUAGCUUACGAUUUCCUGGUAAGAUAUUCAAAACUACGACGAAGCCACCAAGUGACGGAAAAAGAUUGAACCAAAUCAAUAAGGCUGAAUCCAAAUCAUUUAAAAAUAGUCGAGUAGAAGCAUGUGUAGAUUCUUCUUUUUUAGAAUCCGACGUCUCUUUUCACAUGCAAGGACCGCCCAAAAAGUCCCAUGUGGUCCUAGCUUCUGCCUCAACUGUUCCCAUUGUGAGCAACUCUGGACAAAAACUCGGCAGGUCUUCUGAACCGGAAGAAACAGUCUCGAGCAAGACGUUGAUUUCGUCGGAAGGUAGUGUGCUUAAAAACUGUGAUAUUAGUUACGAUGAAGAAAAAACUACGUUCAAAAAUGCGGACAAGGCUGUUGGUUGUGAGAAGCCAUUUACCAGCAAUGAAUGUCAGGAUGAAGUUCCGCUCUAUGAAAACGAAGAAGUUUUGUCGGAGAAGCCAGCGGUUCCUAAACGCGUUCAAAAUGCUACAUCAAAAAUACGGAAUAAAGUGUCCGCAACUCGAUCUCAAAUUCAAAAAAGUGCCAACGCGGAGAUGUGCAGUUCAGGAGUGACGCCGGUCUACCUGGCAGCUCAGGAGGGCCACCUGCAGGUGUUGCAGGAGCUUGUAGAUGCAGGAGGCCGUUUGGACCAUCCUGCAGCAGAUGGUCUCACUCCUGUGCACGCGGCGGCACAGAUGGGAUGUACGGACGUGCUAAAGUACAUGAUCUCAGUUGAUCCUCGUCUUGUGCACAUUCGUGACUCCGACGGUGCCACUCCCUUGCACUUCUGCGCGUCACGCGGUCACACGUCCUCCGCGCGCCUGCUGCUCGCCAGCGGCGCCAACCCUGACCAGACGGACCUGUGGGGCAAGACGGCCGUCCACGACGCUAUAGAAAACAGGCAUCAGGAGAUGGUGAGGCUGUUGAUGCAAUACAGCGACCUGCCGUUUUCUCCUGAAGAAGGUGAGAUCAAAGCUCGCCACAGCAGCACUAGCAGCACCAGCGCCCGCCACAGCAGCACAAGCAGCACCAGCAGUAGCAGCAGCAGCAAGAAGAGCAACGCCAACAACACUCGCAAAAGACAAUCAUCCCGGCAACAGAAUUCUUUUCCGCACUCGCCCUUCUACCUACACCCUCCUGACGCGGGCUCAGGCCCUCAGACGUCCCCUCCUUCACCGUGCGCCCAUCAUCCUCAAGCUGACGACGCUCAUUACACGGAAAUCUUGGGCCGCAAUGAUGGCGAAGAAUGCGCAUCAGACUCUUCCUGCAGACGCACUAAGAGCAACACGUCCAGCACCUCUGAUGGUGGCAUCAACGGAACGCACCACAACAGCAACAGCAUGCGGAGCAACAGCCGCAACAGUGACCAAGGCAGCAACCAUAGUAACUGUGACAGCAUGAACAGCAACGGUAACUACAACACUCUUCAAGACCUGCGCAACACAGCAGUGCACCAGCAGCUGCAAGGCAGCAGCAGUAACAACAGCUCUGUUAGUGAGCCAUUUUAUCUCCAUAGCGCCGAUGCAAAAAAUGGCAACGCCUCGCCACUGCAGAAACUUUUUGACGGAGUAGACGGCAAUGACAGAAGCCUUAGCAGACGGAGCUCUACCAAGUCCUUUUCAGACGGCGGAUCCAGCGAGCGCGUGCAGCGACACUUGCAAGGUCUGGACGACCUGGUCACAGGCGUUCCUCCCCCGGACUACGAGAUGGACUCUUCCCCUCAUUCCUCUCACAAGCACAGCCCAGUUUCUAGAAUAAAAUCAGAACCCGCCCCCAAAGCCCUAGCGCACCCGCGCCUCAUCCCCAGCAAUUCCCACAACGGCUCUGAAAACAGCCCUCCCUCUCGCUCCCCCCGACACUCCAUCCCCGACUCCCACAGCGGAUCUGAAAACAGUCCUUCCUCUCGUUCCCCCCGACACUCCAUCCCAGACUCCCACAGCGGAUCUGAAAACAGUCCUUCCUCUCGUUCCCCCCGACACUCCAUCCCCGACUCCCACAGCGGCUCUGAAAACAGUUCUCCCACUCGAACCCGCUCUUCCAUACCAGAGUUCCACAACAGUUCGCUCCCUUCCGAGGCUCCCCAGACUCCCCCCGCUGCGACUGUCAUUCCCCCAGUCCCUGUCCCACCUCCUCCUCCUCCACCUCCCCCUCCUGCUCAUCCUCUCGUGGAGAAGAACUCUUCACUUGACACGGAAGAGCUGACGCUGAAGAGAACGCAGUCCAACAGCAUCGAGUCUCCCGCUCCGACCAGCGACAGCAACGGCAGCAGCAACGAAAAUAGCAGCGAUAACAUCGCGUCUCCAACAGGCACAAACACGUCGUCGGCAUCACGCGGCCUCGCAAGCAUCAGCAUCGCGCAGCUGCAGAGCGUCCAGCUGCGCAAGACGGCGCCGCGCGAGGGCCGCGUCACCGCCGUCCCGCUGCUGCUCAACGCCCCUGAAAAGCCAGACAAAGCUGACGUCAUCGAAGAGCUGAAGCGUUCGGUCGACAUCGGCUCUCCAAGCAAGCUCAAACAUCAGCAGCAACAGCAACACCAACAGCAAAAACAGGAAAAUCUACAAGUCCUAAUAACUCCCGAGCAGAUCAUGAGUAAGGUGCCGCAAGUGGACUCUGCAGGUCUGCCAAUACCGGAGUGGAAGCGGCAGAUGCUGGCCCGGCGCGCUGCAGAGCGAGCGACUGCAGAGGAGCAGCAGCACAGACUGCAGCAGCUCGAGCUGAAGCGUCUGCAGGAACUGCCACCGUGGAAGCGACAGCUGCUAGAGAAGAAGAACAGCUCGAGCAAUGGCGUGCCCGGGGCGCUCUACACGCCCAGGGUGGUCGAGCCUCGCAAGAUCAACGUCGCCAUAUCCGCGUCUCGCUGACCAGAAACUGCGUCAAUAUGACCCACCUGAUGAACAGAGUCAUCAAGACUCGUCUGAUGAACCAUAUCAACAUGACUCACCUUAUGAACAGCGGCAAGACGACUCAUGUGAAGGAACAGUAUCAAUAGGACUCAUCUGUUCACUAUCAUCAGGACUCGUGAAUCUGACGAAGUGUGUCACAGGAAUUAUCUGAUGAACAAGAAUUCAUCAUAACGACAAUUCCAAUGAAGAACUACAUUGUCAAGAGUCAACAAGACUUGCAAUAUCAAGCUUGAUUAACGUCUUAAACAAGAUCUGAUCAAGACCAACUUCGUCAACAUGGGAAAUGUAAACACAAUAAGGAUAAGAACCAAUUUAUUUGAAGUUAUAAACAGAAAUGAGAAUGAAAGUGGCGUAAUAUUUGUAUAUGAUUGUCGUACUUGCGGAUGUCAUUUGGUUUAGGUUUUAGGUCAGUCGGUUCUGCAUGUAAAGAAAGUAAACUAGAGAUUAGAGAUUUUAUAGCUGUAAAUACUAGUUUUCAAUAUUUUGAAUAAGCUAAGAUCAUGUUAAUUAUUUGCUUUAUUUUACAAUAUAAUGGAUGCUCCCCAUUCGAAAAUACAUUGCUUCACUCUGAAUCCGUUCUUUUCAAAGCUGAAUUAAGUCUGUGCAUGGUUUUUGUACAUACACCGAACUACCAAUACCCCCAUUCUCGUGUUGCUAUCUUCUGUAAAUUUAUGACCUUACGUUCUUCCACCUCCUUUUAUAGUCCACAAUUAUUGAUUUAUACUUUUUAAGUUUGAAAUUUGCUGCUCAAAUGUGACGAACCCUUCCUACUCAAAUAUAACUUUGCUUUGGGGAUAAUUUUUACGGAAUUGGGCGUUAGGUUCAGUAUGAUAAUGCCGGAGACACCUUCUGUGUGAAUCUUCUAUUUGUAUACUUAUUAUAGUUAUUCUCACAGAACUGGCAAUAAAAACGUUCUGAUCAUCAAAUCAAGAUGAACAAUAUGCUCGAAGAAAUUCAGCUUUUUAGUAGCUUUUACUAACGCAAUUCUUAGAUACUGUAUAUUGUUCGCCAACUAAAUGCUUAGUUUAUCAAUGUUCAUGAUGCUGUGCGUAUGUAAAUAGAAGACAUUUAGUUUACAAUAACUAGACGACAGAAAUGCUUUGAGCUUUUGACUGCAAUUUUUUUCGAAAUAAGUCGCUUCUGUUUUUUGUUUCUAGAACAAUUUGUGCUUAGUUCUUGACUACAAAGUUUUUUCCUCAGAAUUUUAUAAUCAAGCUUUUCAAAUUCGAUAUAUUUGCGGAAGUCUAUAAAUAUAAUAAAAUAAUGAAAGUUCACAGCACAACGUGCUCUUUUUAUUGCUCUAAAUUUUGAAAAAGAGCCUAUUUUCUUGGGAGUAUUUGACUGUACAUCCAAACGUUUAUGCUACUACAAGCAUAAGCUAUGGUGUUUCAAAGAGAUUAAUUUGUCCAAUAAUUCCUGGUAUAAUGAAUUCAUUUCUGCUAGAAAUCAUGCAAGGUGCAUAUUGUUAUCACAUUCGGGGAUGUCUCUGCACUCAUAGCAUUUGUAUCUGUAUUCUCCGUCUCAUGAUCUAUCGGGAAAAUAAAACAAACUUGUAGAGA